Messenger RNA from Rhododendron vialii, 2103 nucleotides. RefSeq lists its product as uncharacterized. Gene Ontology annotation, biological process: rRNA processing. Gene Ontology annotation, molecular function: protein binding. Bases 159 to 1637 code for a protein of 492 amino acids. The record is from RefSeq and is a predicted model, not a curated record. NCBI's taxonomy places the organism in Eukaryota, Viridiplantae, Streptophyta, Magnoliopsida, Ericales, Ericaceae. Gene Ontology annotation, cellular component: nucleus. The transcript has 16 exons.
CGUUGUUGUCGUCGGCGUUUUAGGGUUUAAGCAAUUUCCAAGCAGUCUGUGAAAGAUAUUCGAAUCAUAUAUAGUAGAAACAAAACCCUUCCCUCUUGUUUUAUAUUCGCAUUUAAUCGAUUCUUUUCGAGCCCUUGGAUAGAACUUCAGCCAGAAGAAUGAUAGCAGCGGUUUCUUGGGUCCCGAAAGGGGUUUCAAAGUCUGUCCCAGAUGUGGCUGAUCCUCCUUCCAAAGACGAGGUUGAAGAGAUUCUCAAGAGUAAUUUAGAGAAAAGUGAGGAGAGUGAAAAUGAGGAGCAAGAUGAAGGUAUGGAUGCCGAAGCUGCUAAAAAGGGUGAAGAAGUUUCCCAAGCGUUAGCUGCUGCAGAUGCACUUGGAAAAGCUUCAAAAAGUACCACUUCAAGUUCCAAUUUUCAGGACAUUACUGAUGGUUUACAGGAGCUGAACAUGGAAGAUUACGAUGACGAGGAUGACGGUAUUGAUAUUUUUGGUGCGGGGAUUGGGGGCACAUAUUAUCCUAGUAACGACAUGGACCCAUAUCUGCAGGGUCAGGCUGAUUAUGACUCUGAAGAGCUUGAGGACGUGAUCAUAAAGGCUGAGGAUGCUGUGUUAAUAUGUGCACGUAACGAGGAUGAAGUCAGUCAUAAACAGGUUUGGAUCUAUGAGGACCCGGCUGGUGGUGAUUCGAACAUGUACGUUCACCACGAUAUCAUCAUUCCAGCUUUUCCCCUCUGCUUAGCAUGGCUCGACUGCCCAAUUAAAGGUGGAGAAAAAGGUAACUUCAUAGCUGUAGGUUCAAUGGAACCAUCCAUUGAAAUAUGGGACCUAGACAUUAUGGAUGAAGUCCAACCAUCAGUGGUGUUAGGUGGUAUUGUUGAAAAGAAGAAGAAGAAGAAAGGAGGAAAGAAGAAAUCAAUCAAGUACAAGGAGGACAGCCACACUGAUGCAGUGCUUGGUCUUGCUUGGAACAAGGAGUACAGGAAUAUACUUGCCAGUGCUAGUGCAGACAAACUAGUCAAGAUUUGGGAUGUGGCAACUGGAAAAUGUGAUAUUACCAUGGCGCACCAUACAGACAAGGUUCAAGCUGUUGCAUGGAAUCAUCACGUGCCACAAGUUUUACUUAGUGGAUCCUUCGAUCAUACAGUGGUCCUGAAGGAUGGAAGGAUACCAUCUCAUACAGGAUUCAAGUGGUCAGUUUCAGCUGAUGUUGAAAGCGUGGCUUGGGAUCCACACACUGAGCACUCAUUUGUGGUCAGUCUUGAAAAUGGUACAGUUAGUGGUUUUGAUAUCAGAGCUGCUAAGUCUGAUCAAUCUUCGGACUCAAAGCCCAGUUUCACCCUUCAUGCACAUGAUAAAGCAGUUUGCACAAUCUCCUAUAAUCCGUUGGCGCCAAAUCUUCUCGCAACGGGAUCCACUGACAAAAUGGUUAAACUCUGGGAUUUGUCAGACAACCAGCCAUCAUGUGUUGCAUCUUACAAUCCGAGAGCCGGAGCUGUAUUUUCCAUUUCGUUCUCAGAGGAUAGCCCCUUUUUGCUGGCCAUAGGAGGCUCCAAGGGGAGACUGGAAGUGUGGGAUACCCUAUCUGAUGCAGGGGUUUCCCGAAGAUAUGGUAACUUAAGAAAUCAAAACAGAUCUUAGACCUAUUAGAGAUACGUCUUACUAUCUGUUUCUGGUGUGUUCUUGGUGUGUAAAUUAAAGAAAGGUCAACCUCAAGGGAGCUCAAGUGGCAAUAGGGAUGAGCUCUUGAGCUCCAAACCUUGGCAAGCUCUGGGGUCAGGCUGCAAGAGAUUUAGAAAUCUCUUGUGAAUCCUCUAGUCCUGGCAUGGAUGGCAUGCCUUUGACCGAACCAAGGAGUAGAAUAGUCAAGGUGCACCUAAACUGGCCCGGACACCUAAAAGAAGAAAAAAAGAAAAAAGAAAAAGAAAGGUUAUAGUCUAUUUUUAUAGUGCAGUUGAUUUCAUUUUUAGAAUUAGGUAAUGAAAGGUUGAGGCCUUGGUUUUUGAUUGUGAACAAGCACUCAUUGUUUUAUUUACCUGUCUAAACUGCUGGAUGUGAUGUUUUUAAUUGGAUUGUUAACCUGUAUUUAUUUUAUUUUAUUUUUUCU